Ornithodoros turicata is the source of this 1233-nucleotide messenger RNA. RefSeq names its product N-terminal EF-hand calcium-binding protein 1-like. Gene Ontology annotation, cellular component: cytoplasm. Lineage: Eukaryota; Metazoa; Arthropoda; Arachnida; Ixodida; Argasidae. Gene Ontology annotation, biological process: regulation of amyloid precursor protein biosynthetic process. The transcript is spliced from 13 exons. The coding region runs from base 279 to 1148 and encodes 289 amino acids. The record is from RefSeq and is a predicted model, not a curated record.
CUGCGAUGGUGGACCUUGCUAGCCCGUUUCUGCGGCUCCAGAAAGGAACCUCAGUGCUUCUUAAUGUAUUAAACAGAGCCGACACGAAUGGGUAUUCGGUCUAACCUAUCCUUUUCCAAAAAGAAAACGAGCACUUUUGCGGCAAUAAAAUAAAAAAGGAAAAAGACGACGUACUGUCGCGACUUCUGAAAGUUGAACCAAGUUCUACCUGCCCUGUGAUGGCGUACUUGCGAAAGAAGAGUUUUUAAAUUUCUUUUGGGACGCAAUUCUUACUGAGGAUGAACUAUGCGAAGUAUUUGACAGCAUCAACAUUCACAAAACAGGAACUUAGUUCUUUUGUUUGGCAACACCUGGGGGGGCUCUCAGGGCUGCUAGCCUCAUUAGAAGAUAUGAGUGCAGAGACCACCAAAGGGCUCCAUUAUGUCGAAAAGUCGUACGACCAGAGCAGCCUACAAAACCAGUUCGUCAUCAGGUUCCUUAUCAGAGAAGCCGCGUUUCAACUCUCCAAGCAGCUCAACGUACUCGAAGCAGCACAAAGGAAAUUCCAAGAGAACGGUAUCCCUCUCAUCGAUGGCAGUGAUGACGACGACGAUGUUGAACUCCCAGUGUCACAGCCACAGAAAUGCUUAAGUGUAUACAAAGCUUGUCAAAGUCUACGACACCCAGUUCGUGUUAGGAAGCAGGUUGUCACACAAACGUCUAUUGAUUUAGAAGGCUCAAGUCAAGAGUUGAACACGCAGAUCAAGAAGCUUGAAACAAUUGUGGAAAAACUAGCGAAUCAACCCCGACUGAAAAGGCCACAACAGCAGGAACUGGAUAUAACUGAGGAAAACUUGAUAUUCCUUGUGCAGCAAACCCUUCCUGUUGAUGAACAGCAACUAGAGUGCUACAAAAGCUCUCUGGAGCAUUACACAACGAAGACUGCGUCAUGCCUUGGGUGCCUUUUAAUCACAGUACGGUUAUACAAGGACAUCAGCACGUAUGCGGUCUACGAGAUUUGGGAGAGUGAGGACAUGUGGAACGCGCACUUGAGGUCUCCAACAUAUAAGGCACUGCAACACCAAAAUAUUGAAACUCUGCGUAAACCAGAGUUUCUGAACACAAUGGAAAUACCAGGAUCAUGGUGGGAGGUGGAAACAGAUCCCUGACCAUCGAGCACAUGUGAUUUUCCUCAAUUGGAAUUUAUGCCUCCUACAGCAUCAAUAAACCUGAUGGAUGUUGUUCUUUGAAUCA